This is a messenger RNA of Danio rerio (zebrafish), 3521 nucleotides long. The record is from RefSeq and is a predicted model, not a curated record. Lineage: Eukaryota; Metazoa; Chordata; Actinopteri; Cypriniformes; Danionidae.
GUGUCUGACGUCUUCAAUCCUCAUCAAGAUCAUCACGAAGAUGUCUGUGCCUGGUCCACCUGAUGUCAUACCUGUGCCAAAGCCGCGAGCAAAAUAUUUAUUUGGGAAAUCUUUAGCACAGCAACCCUCCAUCGAGAGAAAUGGUGAUGCUCCUUUGCCUCCUCCUGAUGUUCAGAUCAAUACACAGAUGAAAACUCAAGAAACGGACAUCCAACAUGAGGCUAGUGUGGACGGUUCAUCUCAUCAGUCGACAUCCGCUUCUGUUCCCCCUGAUCUUCUAGAUGUUAAAAGCAGUGAAACGUUAGUGUGGCCGUCUUCGAUCUCCAUCAGCUCCGGUUUAUCAGUGGAAGCACUGAGGUCUGCUGAUUCGGAUGAUUCCCCUGCGGCUUCAGACUCGCCAAAAACACAUCAGCAUCUCUCUAAAGGCCAACACAAUGUACAGAAAGCAAGUAAAACAGAUAAGCUGACGGAUGUUCAGUGGGCCAAUGAAGAGAUCCAUCUCCAAUCAGAGAGCCUUCAGAAAAUGCCUGACAGACCCAAGAAACCACGGGCUGCAACCAUUCGUGUGAGUAGGAAGAAGCAAACAUUAUCAGGGCAGAAAUCAGACCAGACUCGCAGUGAGUUUACCGUGUCUCAGUCCAGCUGGCUUGACGUGUGGAAAGGACGCAAGCACAUGGUACUUUGGGCCACUCUAGACGGGAAUCUGAUGUCAAUGUGGAAAAAACGCACAGACAAAUUCACAGAGUAUGUGUUUCAUGUUGCGAGUGUCACCAACAUAAGCAAGCAGGAACACGGACGCUUCUCCAUCCAUUUACAGAAGAAGCACUUUGAGUUCAUGGCUCACAACGCAGCUGUGCAGGACGGCUGGUUGCACUCUCUUUAUGACAGUCGUGGAAGGGAAGCGAUCGCCGCACCCAAAAAACACGGACCGCUAAGCAUGAAAGACCGACGUAAAAAAGUCUACUCCGCUAUCUGUGGACACUCCCUUUGGAUUUACAGCAGCAAAGAGGACUUCAAUCUAGGUCUCGGCAUGAUGUGUGUGUCUAUGAAUAUCGCGUCUGUGAAGUCCACAGGACGCUACGGCUUCAGUCUCAUUACCCCAUACAGGACCUUUAAUUUUUCUGCAGACUCCAGUAAAGAGGCGAGCGCGUGGCUGGAGAGUCUGAAUGACGUGAUCCGCAACGCUCUGUCCUACAGCGAGGUGGCGCUCCGGCUGUGGUCCAGUCCCUGUAAUAAGGUCUGCGCUGACUGUGGCGCCGCCAACCCAGAGUGGGCAUCGGUGAACCUGCUGGUGGUCAUCUGUGAGGCCUGUGCGGGCGCACAUCGCUCCAUGGGCAGCAGCCGCUCCAAAGUCAGAGGCCUGAAACUAGAUGAUAAGGUUUGGACCGAGCCUUUAAUUCAGCUGUUUGUCCUGCACGGCAAUAAAACUGCCAACAAUGUUUGGGGUCACAACAUCCCUCCGACUGAGCAGAUCAGCCCCCUCGCCUCUCCAGACCAGAGGGCGGAGUUCAUUCUGGCUAAAUACCACAAAGGACUUUACCGUAAAGCUCACCCUCUCGCCGCCAGCCAGAAACUGCUGGACCAGAGGCUGCGGGAGGUGGUGUGUGGACCCGCUGUGGAGGAAACCGUGUCUCUGCUUUGCUCCGGAGCGAAAGUGUCCUGCAGCAGCUCGGAUCCAGAGCUGAAAUCCGCCAUCGCUGUGGCCGAGAGCGCGGGACAGGCCCUGCAGACUGAACUGCUGCGUCACAAUGAGUUUGUGGAGGCUCCUGACUUUGAGCAGACGAGACAUUCAGAGGAGCAGAUGGAGGAGCUGCAUGGGAAGCUGGAUGAGGAGCGUUUCUUGUUCUCUCAGGAGAACCAGUCUGCAGCCUAUGAUGUGCUGGAUUUAACAGAGGUGGUCUCAGUGUUCGACUGCUCUGACGGGGAGACUCAUCAGUUUGAGGUGUCCACGCUGACCGACAGACUGACCUGCUCUGCUGAUGAACGCAACGCUCUGCUCAGUCACAUGACGCACAUCAUGAAGGUUGUUCUUGCAGAUACUGUAAAGCAGGACGAUCUGCUGGGAGUGUUUGCCGUGUCCAAACUCUCGAUUCGGGAAGGCGCUGCUCUUCAGUUUGCUGAGGUCUGGUGUUCGCUUCAGGAAGGAGAGAUGAGCGUACACACACUACAGCUCCGCUCCAGAGAAACGCUGAUCCUGAACGCCCAGACACGCUGCUAUCUGCAGAGCUCAGAGAACUGCAUCCUACUGGAGUUUCCUGACAGGACGUUUCACAUGCAGUUUGAGCUGGAGCACAGCUGCCGCAGGUGGCAUGAGCUGCUACAGAAAGCCAUGAGCUCCAGCACAGACGGGCAGCAGAGGGCAGGAUCUGUGCCCACUUCUGUCCACCGCUGCAUCUCCCACAUCACACUGCACGGGUUGAUGGUGGAGGGAUUGUACCGGCGGUGUGGCAUCGCUCCUCAGAUCAGUAAACUGGUGGACACCCUGCGUGUUUCUCCAAAAGAAGCUGUUCUGCAAACCGACGAGCUCUCCGUGCUGGACGUUUCCGGAGCGCUGAAGCAGAUCCUCCGACAGAGCGAGCUCAUCCCACAAACACACAGACCACACUGGCAAAACGCAGCAGCUCUGCCAGGGGAAAAGGUCCGUCUGCAAACGUAUAGAGAACUGCUGAAACAGCUUCCUCCAGACAACAUCGCUACACUGAGUGCUCUCUGUGCACACCUCAACAACGUGCAGAAGCACAGUCAAACCAACCGCAUGACGGCUCAUAAUCUGGCCGUGAUCUUCGUGGUCAUAUUCUUCCAGGAGCUGGCCAUGAACAUAAACAUGGUGCAGAUGACCCGGGAGCUGAUCCUGAACCACACACACAUCUUCAGGAGUCCUGUGGAGACAGACGGAGCCAUCGUCACUGUAUUCUGAAGAGUUCUCCUGAUGAAGCGUGACCGAUCAAGACUGUGAUCCUUCAGCUCUCCUUAUUUAUUCCAGCACCUCACACGUGACUUUAUUAAUGCAUUAAUCACCUCAAACCUGAAUGUUACAGUGAGUCUGUCACUAACACAGUUAAAGGGGUAGUUCUCCCUUGUUACCUAUAUAUAUUAAAGAUAUUUUGAAGAAUGUUGGAAGCCCGUUGACUUCCAUGGCAUUUGUUUUUCCUGCUGUGGAAGUCAGUGGGUAGAAAUAUCUUCCAUUCUGUUCCCACAGCAGAAGGAAGCUCAUAGAAAGGGAGCGAGUAAAUAGUGAGUGCAUGUUCAUUUUUGGGUGAACCGUCCCUUUAAGAAAUGCUGAAGAGAGGCUAGCGGACAGACUAAAUGAAGACCAUUAGCAUCAGUGAUAUUUUGGAGCAGGUCACUGAUUGUAAAUCUAAUAGUUGCAUGUCCUGCUUUGUGAAAAAUUUUAAUUGUCAUCAUUUGCUCAUAUUUGACGUUGACCAGACUUGUGUUGUUUUGUACACAAAAGAAUGUUGAAAACCGGUAACCAUUGACCUCCAUUGUAGAAAAAAAAAACAAAUACAAUGGAAGUUAAU